Molecule: messenger RNA, 3294 nt
Organism: Ipomoea nil (Japanese morning glory)
Lineage: Eukaryota; Viridiplantae; Streptophyta; Magnoliopsida; Solanales; Convolvulaceae
Product: beta-galactosidase 3-like
Exons: 19
Coding region: 302-2824 (840 amino acids)
Biological process (GO): carbohydrate metabolic process
Cellular component (GO): cell wall; vacuole
Molecular function (GO): carbohydrate binding; beta-galactosidase activity
Source: RefSeq, a predicted model, not a curated record
GACAUGGAAACACACUUCUGCUAACUUGCUCAUCUUGGUCUUUUAGCUCCGCUGCACAGUGCACAGUACUUUGUGUGGUGCUGCCCAAAGUGGGAAUUGGCACUUUCCGCACUUCACAUACACCACACAUUCUCUCUCUGAUUUUGUAUUUGCAGACUUUGCAGUGUCAAGAUCCUUUACUAGCUUUCAAAUUUCCCUCCACCCAGAAAAAAAAAUUUUCCUUCUUUUUUUGUAUGUGUUCAUCUAAUUGUUUAAGUGAUCCCAAGAGCUUGCUUUGAGGGAGAAAUUGAGAGGUGGAGCCAUGAGGAAAUGGGUUUUGGUGCUGUGCAUGGUGUUCUUUCUGAGUUCUGGGUUGACUCAGUGCAGUGUUAGCUAUGAUAGGAAGGCCAUUGUUAUCAAUGGGCAAAGAAGAGUACUUUUCUCUGGGUCUAUUCACUACCCAAGAAGCACCCCGGAGAUGUGGGAAGAUCUAAUAAGCAAGGCUAAAGAAGGAGGCGUGGAUGUGAUUGAGACCUAUGUGUUCUGGAAUGUGCACGAGCCUUCUCCUGGCAAUUACAAUUUUGAAGGGAGAUAUGACUUGGUGAGGUUUGUGAAGACAAUUCAGAAAGCAGGGCUUUAUGCUCAUCUUCGCAUUGGACCUUACAUUUGUGGAGAGUGGAAUUUUGGAGGGUUCCCAGUUUGGCUGAAGUUUGUUCCUGGAAUUAGCUUCAGAGCAGACAAUGAGCCCUUCAAGAUGGCUAUGAAAGGGUUUACUGAGAAAAUUGUUAAUUUGAUGAAGAGCCAUAAUCUAUUCGAGUCUCAGGGUGGUCCAAUUAUACUCUCCCAGAUUGAGAAUGAAUAUGGGCCACAAGCCAAGGUACUUGGCGCCUCGGGUCAUCAGUAUGUAACUUGGGCUGCAAAGAUGGCAGUUGAAAUGGACACUGGGGUCCCCUGGGUCAUGUGCAAAGAAGAAGAUGCCCCAGAUCCUGUGAUAAACACAUGCAAUGGUUUCUACUGUGAUAAAUUCGCCCCCAAUAAACCAUACAAGCCAGCAAUUUGGACCGAAGCUUGGAGUGGCUGGUUUACGGAAUUCGGUGGCCCCAUUCAUCAAAGGCCAGUUCAGGAUUUGGCAUUUGCUGUAGCUAAAUUCAUUCAGAAAGGCGGUUCAUUUGUUAACUACUACAUGUACCAUGGAGGCACCAAUUUCGGACGCUCUGCUGGAGGCCCCUUCAUCACUACUAGCUACGACUAUGAUGCUCCCCUUGAUGAGUAUGGUUUGAUUAGACAACCAAAAUAUGGUCAUUUGAAGGAGCUUCACAGGGCUGUGAAGCUAUGCGAGAAGGCUUUAGUUUCAACAGAUCCUACUGUCACUUCCUUGGGCGGCCUUCAAGAGGCAUACAUAUACUCUUCGGAGACCGGAGAUUGUGCAGCUUUUCUCUCAAACUACGACACACAAUCUGCUGCAAGAGUUAUGUUUAAUAACAUGCACUAUAAUUUGCCUCCGUGGUCCAUCAGCAUCCUUCCAGACUGCAGGAAUGUCGUCUUCAACACAGCCAAAGUUGGAGCUCAGACGUCACAAAUGGAAAUGCUACCAACUAAUUCUGAGAUGUACUCGUGGGAAACUUACAACGAAGAUUUAUCUCCAUUUGAUGACAGUUCAUCAUUUACGGCUUUUGGCCUCUUGGAACAAAUCAAUGUUACUAGGGAUGCGAGUGAUUAUUUAUGGUAUAAAACUAGUGUUGAUGUCGGUUCAUCUGAGUCGUUCUUGCGUGGUGGGGAGCUCCCGACUCUAAUAGUGCAGUCAACCGGCCAUGCUCUGCAUGUGUUUAUCAAUGGACAGCUCUCAGGUUCUGCAUUUGGUACAAGGCAGAACAGGAGAUUCACGUUUAGAGGAAAGGUCAACUUCCGGGCUGGAACGAAUAAAAUUGCAUUGCUCAGUGUGGCUGUUGGAUUGCCGAACGUGGGCGGGCAUUUUGAAACAUGGAACACAGGAAUUUUGGGUCCAGUUGCACUUCACGGGCUUGAUCAGGGAAAACUGGACUUGUCCUGGGCAAGAUGGACCUAUCAGGUUGGGCUUAAGGGAGAGACCAUGAAUCUCGUUUCUACAGAUGGCACAUCCUCGGUUGACUGGAUGCAGGGUUCGUUAAUUGCACAGAAACAGCAGCCUUUAACAUGGCAUAAGGCUCGUUUCAACGCACCUGAUGGAGACGAACCUUUAGCUUUGGACAUGAGUAGCAUGGGAAAAGGUCAAGUAUGGAUUAACGGUGAGAGUCUUGGUAGGUAUUGGACUGCUUAUGCGACUGGUAAUUGCAAUGGAUGCCAUUAUGCUGGACCCUUUAAGCCUCCAAAGUGCCAGCUUGGUUGUGGUCAGCCAACUCAACGAUGGUACCAUGUGCCAAGGUCUUUGUUGAAACCGACAGAAAAUCUUUUGGUGCUUUUUGAAGAACUCGGGGGAGAUCCCACGAGAAUUUCUCUUGUGAGGAGAUCAGUGUCCAGCGUUUGUGGUGAUGUCGGUGAAAUCCAUCCAAACAUUAGGAAUUGGGAGAUCGAGAGCUAUGGUAGAACCCAGGAGUUGCCCAAACCAAAACUCCACCUUCAUUGCAGUCCCGGUCAAUCCAUUUCCUCCAUCAAGUUUGCGAGCUUUGGAACUCCCCUGGGAACCUGCGGGAGCUUCCAGCAAGGACCAUGCCAUGCUUCUACCUCGUACUCCGUCUUAGAAAAGAAGUGUAUCGGGCGCCAAAGAUGCUCGGUAGCAAUAUCAAAUACUAAUUUCGGAGAUCCCUGCCCAAAUGUGGUGAAGCGAUUGACCGUGGAAGCAGUCUGCACCCCUUCCCAAUGGCAUUGACGGUAAGGAGAUCAAAUGGCUAAAAUAUUCCACAAGUUACAUACCAGAAAGAAGAAUAAAGUGUGAAGCUCAAAACCCUAAAAAAAAUAGCAUUAGCUAGAUUGAUGAAUGAAGUUAUUAUCGAGUGAAAGACUGUACCAACUACCAAGUGUUUAGCGUGUGAGAAAGGUAGGUUAGUGUUAACAUAGAGGUGCCAAAGGGGCCUCUAUGAAAUACUAGGCAAGUGCAUAGUCUCGAGAGUGUUGUGUUUCCAAAUGUGAAUUGUGUCGUGCGAUUGUGUCUGGUCCAUUUCCUCUUUUAAACCGGAAAUGCAUGCUGGACGAGUUGCACUGUGUUGUUGUUAUUGUUAUUGUUGUUAUAAGAGCGAUAGGUUAUGCGACUCGGGGAAUCCUAUCCUAGCAUGGCCCUUCCGAUCUGUUGUUUUCAUUCAUUUGUGCAGUUUGUUGAAAUCGAAAUGGAAAUAUGCAUUU